AUGGUGAUACGUGGACAAAUCGGAAACGGGGACGCGCGCAGAAUCCAUCCCUACCGGAGGUGCCCAGGGGGUGUCGUCGCGCGCCUUAUAAAACGCCGGUGCCGUCGCGGCGGACGCUCACUCUCGAACCUCAGCUACGAUGAUGACUACAACUACGAGGACGUCGACGACGACGGUUUCAAGCUGAAGGUCUCUCUCUCCGGCCCCGGCUCCGACUCCGACUUCCAACACUCGACUGCGCUUUCCAAGUCGUUCGCAGCCGUUCCGUUCUCUCUCCACUCACUCGGCACUCGCGCUCCACACUCGGCCACUGACGACGACGACGUUGCGACGUUCAUUUGGCUCGCGUGUGCCGUACCGGUCCCGGUGCGGCGGCAAUCGUUCGCGUCACGCUCUGGGCCACGGCCGUUUCCGAUCACCGCCUGCAGCAGGACUCCAGGAUCGCCGUUUCGUCCUUCUGUACAGACGAAGCGAGAACGGCGACGCAGACUUUGCGGGUACGAGGCCUUUCGCACGACUGCGCUGCAACGUUUGUGCCGUGUAAACCGCCGCCGUGCACGUUUAUCCAAUAAAACAUCGCGAGGAUGCUGUACGUGGACCGCGACAACGCGAUCGCACGAAACGCGCGACGUUCGCGCAUACACCUCGAGACGUGCGUGGAACGUGAAAAUAUCGUUUCGCAUACCGGUCCUUAUCAUUCUUCGCCUUGUGUGCAAUUUAAACAACUGGACGGAGAACUGAUAAGGGCUGGUAUGUCGAUACUGCGCCGUGUAAGAGCUGCCCGACGACGACGACGACGACGACGACGGAACUGCUAACACCAUAUUGUUUUCUACUGCAAUAUUGGCUAAUUUUGUUGUGAGGUGUCCUAAAUCUAAUACACUACGCGUUCACGAGGGCUUGUCUUUUUAAAAUUAUUCCAAUAUGAAGUCAUACGUGGCAUUUGGGUUGACAUACAAUAAUUACAAGAGAAUAAAAAUAUAUACUUGAUUUUCAUUCUAACUACAAAUUAUAAUUCGAAUAAUAUUAUUUAGAGAUACUCAAUAUUAAAUAUACUUAAUUUCCAUAAAA
Molecule: messenger RNA, 1071 nt
Organism: Rhopalosiphum padi (bird cherry-oat aphid)
Lineage: Eukaryota; Metazoa; Arthropoda; Insecta; Hemiptera; Aphididae
Exons: 5
Coding region: 1-741 (246 amino acids)
Source: RefSeq, a predicted model, not a curated record